AUGCCAGCUCCUAUAGAGAUUAUAGACCCGCUCGCGGUCGUGCGUGAUCUCCGCGACGACGAGAAGCUGGUGGUCGACGACUUCGAGCGUCACGCCAACCACUGCCACUCCUGCGACCACGCUGUCCAGACCUACAGGGAUGGCCUUGGACUUUGCGAGUCGGGCAACAAGCACGCCCGCGCUCUCCACAACUAUCUCUAUAGCCAGAACGGAAAGCACUACUCUACCGUCGACCUUGAGAGCGGCAAGUCAACACGGGUGAAGCUCCCUCGCGAUGCCCUCGCUACCCGUGAGCUUCUCACAGCUAUCGAGCAAGGUAUGCGCAUCCGCGAGAAGGCCAUCGUCAUCCAGAAGCCCGUCAAACCUGUCCAGACAGUUCAGCACUCCCAGUCCCGGAGCUACGACCAGACCUACCACGUCCCAGCUCGCCAGGUCACCGGCAAGCAGGUUCGCCCUCGCUCCAUGUCCCCUGAGGCUUACCAGCUUGUCGAGAGAUCCCCACGCCUUUCUCGCUCCCCAACUUCCAUCAUGUACCGCUCACCCGGUGGCUCUCCCGCCCGCCCAUCCUCCAGCCGUGGGUCUCUGUACAGCGUCGACCGACUGGAGCGCGUGGAGCGCCACUCCGAGACUCCUCGCCGGUACGUCGAGCGUUCCCCCAAGCACCGUUGA
Penicillium concentricum is the source of this 669-nucleotide messenger RNA. RefSeq lists its product as uncharacterized. The transcript has a single exon. Bases 1 to 669 code for a protein of 222 amino acids. NCBI's taxonomy places the organism in Eukaryota, Fungi, Ascomycota, Eurotiomycetes, Eurotiales, Aspergillaceae. The record is from RefSeq and is a predicted model, not a curated record.